Molecule: messenger RNA, 2720 nt
Organism: Synchiropus splendidus (mandarinfish)
Lineage: Eukaryota; Metazoa; Chordata; Actinopteri; Syngnathiformes; Callionymidae
Gene: dync1li1
Product: dynein, cytoplasmic 1, light intermediate chain 1
Exons: 13
Coding region: 39-1496 (485 amino acids)
Biological process (GO): microtubule-based movement; microtubule cytoskeleton organization
Cellular component (GO): cytoplasmic dynein complex; centrosome
Molecular function (GO): dynein heavy chain binding
Source: RefSeq, a predicted model, not a curated record
CAUCCGGGCGCUCUGCUCAGUUUCCAAGCCCUGCGAAGAUGGCGACUGCGGGGAGGAGUUCGCUAUUAUCCUCCAGCUCCGCUGGACCUACGAGCACUUUGGACAGCUCCGUUCUUGAAGAAGAAGAUGGACAGAACCUAUGGUCGACCAUCCUGAGUGAAGUAUCGACCCAUUCAAGGUCCAAGCUACCGUGUGGGAAGAAUGUCCUGGUCAUGGGUGAAGUGGGCUCGGGGAAGACCACCUUGGUUGCAAAGCUUCAAGGAGUCGAAGAGUAUAUGAAGGGUCGUGGUUUGGAAUACCUCUACUUUAAUGUCCAUGACGAUGACAUUGAUGAUCACACAAGAUGCAAUGCAUGGGUGUUAGAUGGAGACCUUUACCACAAGGGGCUGCAGGGAGUGGCCGUACCAGUGGAUGCUAUCGGCAACACGUUGCUGCUUAUAACAGUGGACAUGUCGCGGCCGUGGAACGCUCUGGACUCUCUUCAGAAGUGGGCAGCUGUUGCUAGGGAACACAUAGACAAACUCCGGGUCUCCCCUGAAACACUGAGAGAACUGGAGCACAGAAUCGUAAAGCAGUUCCAGGAGUACACGGAACCCGGCAGUGGGGAGGACGGAACGCCACAGAGGAGAAGUGACGAGGAGGAGAGCAUACUGUUACCUUUGGGAGAUAACACACUAACGCACAACCUGGGCAUACCAGUAGUUGUUGUGUGCACCAAGUGUGAUGCCAUCAGCACACUGGAGAAGGAGCACGACUACAGAGACGAACACUUGGACUUCAUCCAGUCCCACAUCAGAAAUUUCUGUCUUCAGUAUGGAGCGUCUCUUGUUUACACGUCAGUGAAGGAGAUGAAGAACCUUGAUGUGUUGUAUAAAUAUUUGGUACACAGACUCUACGGUUUUCCCUUCAAUUGUCCGGCGCAAGUAGUGGAAAGAGAUGCCGUCUUCAUUCCAUCAGGCUGGGACAACGAAAAGAAGAUCGCAAUUCUCCAUGAGAACUUCCAGACGUUGAAAAUAGAGGAUGGCUUUGAGGACGUUAUAGUUAAGCCGCCAGUUAGAAAGGUCGUUCAUGAAAAGGAGAUUCAGGCUGAAGAUGACCAAGUGUUUCUGGUAAAGCUGCAGUCACUGCUUGCCAAACAGCCAGCUGCGACACCUGGCCGACCUGUGGACACGACGACCAGAGCACCCAGUGGUUCCCCCAGAACGAGUAAUCGCUCUGCUGCGGCGAACGUGGCCAACGCGAUGCCUCAGUCAGGUCAGACCAGUGAGGGUGUGUUGGCCAAUUUCUUUAACAGUCUACUGACAAAGAAAACGGGAACGGGAGGACCUGGGUCGCCAGGAGGGGGCAACAACACUCCAGGAACAGUCCGCAAGUCAGGGUCAAAACUUGGUCUGAGCGACGUACAGGCAGAGCUGGACCGCAUCUCCAACCGGGAAACUGACUCAGACUUGCCCAUUGCCAACGAGACCCCUGCAACUGAUGGCCAGGAAACAUGAAUACAACCCUUUCCAGCGUGUUCAAAUUCUCUCCUCCUCCUCCACUUCCAUCACCCCUCCACCUUUUUUGCUCUUCCUCCCUCUGCUCUGUUGCAAUGCGGGAACCAAAGAGGGAAGCAGGGGAAAAAAGGAAAAGGUGGACACUUAGUUUUUGCACCCCAUCAACUCUUACACUAAACAUGACGAACAGCCCUCUCCGAGUGUCCACCCUUCUCCCCCGAUUGUUACACUAAGGGCAGGUGUUUGUCACUGUUACAUACAUGACUGUAUUUCCUGAGAAUAACUGUGUGUGGGGACAGAUGAGGGCUGGAAUAAUAUGAACUGCUGAAGGGUGCAUGAUUAAGAAACGGCACUUAGAUAAUAGGGAUGGUUGUGUCUUUUAUUUAUCAGAAGGGAAGUGAUGUUUGGCCAGAGAACAAGAUCAUGAACAAGAAGUAACAUUGUUGUAGGAUCUUUUUUUAUCAUGAAGGGACAAACAUACCAGUAUUUUUAUUUGUAUGGGUGUGUGUGUGCAUGUGGCAGUAACAUUAAAUAAGAGAGGAUUAUGAUUUUACUACAAAUCACACCUGAUUUUUUUUGACAAAUAAAUCUCUGCUUUUACACCACUGGCGUUAAAAAGGGGACUUGAAUCCGUCUGCAUCUGCAAUGUCUUAUAUUUACAGACCAAACGACAACUUCAUUGAGCGACAGUCAACUGAUGCUCCGUCAGUUCUACAGUUGGCCAAACUCUUACUUGAGGUGCAUUUUUCUUUUAUUUGUAGAUAACAGAUUUUAGAUAAGUGAACUUUACCUCCACACAAAAAAAGAUGCACUAGCGAUGUAGGUAACUGAUGGCUGGGUGGUGGGAAGGAGAGGGGGGUCAAGAGCAAAGAAGGGUCACAUCCAGAAUGUACAGUCAUUGUCUCGCUGAUUGGUCCUGUUAUUUCAGAGCUCUGUGUUGGCGUUUGUAUAAUCUGAUCUGUUAAUCAGUCAAAAUAAAAGGUGUAUUUAUGCAGAUUCAUCCAACUGUCCUUUGGUUCUUUUUCAAGCUCUCACCACAGCUCCAACUGUCGACCAACACAUGUCCUUCACAUGCUUGACUUGUGUUUAUGUUGAAGCAGGGUUGUAUGUGAUUUUUGUGGUGGAACAGUCAUGUGUUUUUUACUAUUAAUGUCACAAGCCCUGAUCAUGACGAUCACUAUGCAACAACAUAUGGCGAAUAAAUAAAUUACUCGGUCUCUUUGU